Molecule: messenger RNA, 4287 nt
Organism: Protopterus annectens (West African lungfish)
Lineage: Eukaryota; Metazoa; Chordata; Ceratodontiformes; Protopteridae
Gene: IRAG1
Product: inositol 1,4,5-triphosphate receptor associated 1
Exons: 24
Coding region: 714-3128 (804 amino acids)
Source: RefSeq, a predicted model, not a curated record
GAGCACUCCUUCCAUAAGACAGCCUGCUAAGCCUCUGAACUUGAAACUGCCUCUGGCAGAGGAGACAUAUGUAACAUUGACCUUAAAUGGUAAAAGCUCCCAGCAGCGAAAGAGAGGCUAGCAAGAGGGAGAAAAACCGUCACUCAAUUUUAGGCAAGUAAACUCUUCUCAGUAGCCCACAGCUCUGCUCAACUUUCAGUGUGAAUCAUCUCGCUUUCUUCUUAAAGCCUCAGAAGAAAGAUGCUACAGUGCAAACAGUAGCAGUUAAUGGACCUCCUAGGUGUUCAACCGCUGUGUCGAAAAAUUGUGAAGAACUGCAUUAUUUGUUGGAUGGCACCUUAGUUCCUGAAUAUUCUUCUUCCUACAUUAAUGUUCAGAAUGAUGAUUUUUUUCACACUGGCACUUCUGGACCUUGGACCCCUUUACUUCACGCUCUAGAUUUGGAGAUUCUUUCGACAACGAAGCAAUACAGAAAUAAUAAAUGUGCCAGAAAAAGCCUACUCGGUUUGAGUCAAGAAAGACAUGAACAUUACGUCAGUGAAGCAUCACAUGGUUGUGAAGAAGACCUUUUUAAAGUUAAUAAAAGCAGUGAAGAUUCUUCAUAUGGGAGAGGAUGUUUGCCAGUCUCUACAAGAAUAAGACAUAGUCCCUCCACACACUGCCUGAAACACUACUUAGCUAAUAUUCAGUUAAGCGGGGUGAUACCUUCUGAAAUGAAAUCAAGCAACACACCAUCCAUCGUUCUACCAGAUGCUGCUAAUACAUCGGACAGGGAUGCUACUUUACUUGCCCAAAACAGACCUCGCAGCCCCAGGCCUUCUCUUCGGCAUUCUAGGACAUCAAAAUCUUCUUUAACAACUGUUGAUAGUGAAGGUCAUGUGCUUGACCUUGUUAAUGAUGAGUUGCCUGAUUGUAAAAUAUCUGAUAUUGACAAAAAGAAAAAUUUAGAGCUGCUAGAAGAAGCAAAGAAGGCGAGUGAAAGAUUUCUUACACGGAGAGGUCGAAGGUCAAGAAAUAGCCUCACAGAAUCUUCCACAGCAUUUUCACCAACACCAAGUCCAGGAGUUUCACCUGCAUCAUCUCGGAGUAACUCUCUUAUCAUCCUACCACAAACUGGUACCAAUGGAACCAUAGUAAACAGUAUUAGUUCAGCACCGCUCUUUCAGCAUUUAGAAGUGCCAGCUGCAAGAGAUAAGAAGAGCAGUUCCGACACUGAAGUAGAAAAACUCAGGAAAGAACUAAUUACUCAGAGCAACAAUGAUCAUAGAAAUUCUUCUCCAGCCAUGUCAACUCUUCAGCCAGCUUUUUUAAACUUAGAAACAAGAUUAUCAGAACAAAAAGAAAAUAUGGAUCCCUGCAAAUUUUCCUCUGAUCUCUCUGAAACAAGCAAGACAGAAAUCAGUGCUGUUUCUCAAACUAAUACUGUUAAGUGUACAGGAGAAUCCAAGCAGACAGCAACAUUUAAGACAGCAGAUGAAUGCAGUUUACCAAUGGGAGAUCAACUACAAGGGUGUUUCAGUCCUGUGGACUUGAGCCCCAAAACAUCUCCAGUUCACUUUGACACUAGUUCUACUUUUAAACCUGAACUGAGGGGAAACGUAGCAAGACCACCUCUUGUACGAGCUGCGUCCUUUGACAGUGUGGGGCCCGGAAAACUUCAGACAACUGCAGUAUCCCAGGGUCUCAUCUAUGACAACCUUCCAUUUAAUGAAAAAGAUAAUAAUUUGAUAUUCAAAUCAACAGGGUAUAAAGACUUCCCAGUGCAACCACAGAGAGUGCAGAAACUGACAAAGUUGUGGGAGGAGCAUAAGCAAAUGCGUACUCAAAAUCUGUUGGGAAUGAAAUUACCAGAACUUAAUGAAUCAGCUGAAAAUGAAAAGGGUGCAAUGCCCAAUGGAAGUUCAAUUAAUGAAGACGAUCCACUCUCUUAUGGUGAAGUGAUGCCAAAUAUUCCCGACUCAUUACUUCAAUCACUUAGAGUACACAAGAAAAUGUCUAGCAGCUCACCAGCCCUAACAGAAAAAGAGGUUGAGAAUGUGUUUGUUCAGCUCUCCUUGGCCUUCAGAAAUGACAGUUACACUUUAGAAACUAGACUACGUCUAGCAGAAAGGGAAAGAAAUUGUACAGAAGAGAACAUAGAAAAGGAACUUGAUGACUUCAAAACAGUAGCCAUGGAAAAGUCCCUUUUUUCCUUGUGGCAACAUCCAGAGGAAAGAGAAGCUUAUCAAAAAUUGCAGGACACUAUCGCUGUGCUCUGUCGUUUAACAACGCGGUUGUCGAGUCGUGCAGAAAUGGUGGGAGCUGUUCGACAGGAACAACGCAUGUCAAAGGCCACAGAGAUUAUGAUGCAGUAUGUAGAAAAUUUAAAGAGAACUUAUGAAAAGGACCAUGCAGAAUUAACAGAGUUCAAGAAACUGGCAAAUCAGAACACCUCUCGGCAUUAUGGAGGAUCUGAUGAUGGUGUUCCAAGAGUAUCCAGAUCAAUGUCCUUGAGCAUGGGAAAGGCUAUGCCACGAAGGAGGGUCAGUGUUGCUGUGGUUCCAAAAUUCAAUUUACUGACCAUUCCUGGACAAAACCCAAAUGCACUGUCACUGUCAUCAUUAUCUGCUCUGCCAGAGACAGCGAAUGAAAAAUGCAGUACAAUCCCGUGUGUUGGUGUGCCACCUUUUAUAGAACACAGUUUAAGAGAAGACAGCAUUCAAGAUACAGACUCCCCUGCACUGUGUCAAGGCAAUCAACCAGAAGUGAAGUUACCCAAAAAGGCCAAGAGUUUAGAAGAAGCCUAUAAUAAAGGGUACCAAGAAGGUCUGAAACAAAGUAAUGAAAGUGCUGAUUUAAAAGAUGAUGAGAAACUGAAGACUGAGAGGAAUAUAAACUGGCCAGGAGAAACUGAUAAGGGUGUCGUGAAAAAUCUCAGUAAAUUCGAUGAACUGCUGGAACUAGUCAGUGCUUUGUGCCCCAAAUUACAUAAAGACUGGAACAUCAUCUGGAUUGUGGCAGCAGUUCUUGUCGUCUUUGCCUUUGUGUUCGGUAUCUACAGUUCAGUUUCUGACACAUCUCAUGGGAAAAGCUCAUGCUCUACAAAUCAGCAACACUCUUGGUGGACCUCAGCACUUCAGCAAAAAUAGUACACUAAAGAAAAGUGUACAUACACACAGAGAUUAUUCACGGAUAUUUGGAUGACAAAAGUGAAUGAGAAUGAGAAUUCUGCAAAAUACAUCAUGUUCUACUGAGCUGAUAAUUCUGCAAAAUACAUCAUGUUCUACUGAGCUGAUAAUUCUGCAAAAUAAAUCAUGUUCUACUGAGCUGAUAAUUCUGCAAAAUAAAUCAUGUUCUACUGAGCUGAUAAUUCUGCAAAAUAAAUCAUGUUCUACUGAGCUGAUAAUUCUGCAAAAUAAAUCAUGUUCUACUGAGCUGAUAAUUCUGCAAAAUAAAUCAUGUUCUACUGAGCUGAUAAUUCUGCAAAAUACAUCAUGUUCUACUGAGCUGAUAAUUCUGCAAAAUACAUCAUGUUCUACUGAGCUGAUAAUUCUGCAAAAUACAUCAUGUUCUACUGAGCUGAUAAUUCUGCAAAAUAAAUCAUGUUCUACUGAGCUGAUAAUCUGCAAAAUAAAUCAUGUUCUACUGAGCUGAUAAUUCUGCAAAAUAAAUCAUGUUCUACUGAGCUGAUAAUUCUGCAAAAUAAAUUAUGUUCUACUGAGCGUAGUGAUUUCAAAAUGAUCUGGUAUGUAGUUACUCUUACAAAGACUGAAGGUGAAGUUUGCUGUAUUUAAUUUAAAAAGGAAGAGUGUUUUGACUCAAGAAAUGGAUUCUAUAUAAAAUUAUUUUGAGCUACCUGACUUUGCAAAAAUGUGGAUUAGAAGAUAUAUAUAUAGUAAAAUAGCACUGGAUGUAUUGUUACAGUUGUACAGCUAUAUACAUUUUUAAUGUAAGUUCUGAGCAUGCUGUUCAUUCCAUUUCAGACAGUGGAAUGCAAUGUGCUAAUUUUAGAUUCGGAGAGCAGUUAUAUUCACUAUUUACACUAUGUCCGUAGGACGUUUUACUUGUAGAAGAGUAUCCAAAAACUGUAUCAGAAAAAUCUGUGAGACUGAAAGUUAUUUUGAAGACUGGUAUGAGAAAUCAUAAAAGUUAAUUAUGACUGUGUGAAAAAAAUAUGAUUUAUAAAAAUCCUAGUGUACAAUAGGAACAAAAAGGUAAGAAGUCCACUAGGUUUUAAUGUAAUUAUUUAAGAUUUAUGUCGAUGUUUGUGCUGAAAGCUGUACUAAUUAAAAACAAAACUUCACUAGU